Aureococcus anophagefferens is the source of this 1614-nucleotide messenger RNA. RefSeq lists its product as hypothetical. The transcript is spliced from 2 exons. The record is from RefSeq and is a predicted model, not a curated record. NCBI's taxonomy places the organism in Eukaryota, Pelagophyceae, Pelagomonadales, Pelagomonadaceae. Bases 1 to 1614 code for a protein of 537 amino acids.
AUGGCACGCGGAGAACUACCAGAAUUCGUCGACAAAAAUAUGCGUGUAUCAUCUCAGUUGGACGACUCCAUGUAUGGGAACGAUUUUGGUGCCGUGCCUGGGAUUUUCUAUCCUAACCAAAAUCGGCCUGUUUCAGCACGUGCUCGCACAUACCAUGAUGAAUGUCGGAAUUACGGGGCACCUCAGCCGUUCCAUUUGGCAAAACAGCUUGCGACGAUAAACUACUACGAAACUACUCUUGACUUCCAGAAAUUUCGGAAUCAUGACUUGGUUCCAGAGAAUGACGGGUUGUAUCCUUUCGAGAGUAAGCUUAAGAGCGGAUCGCACUACAAUAAUUUCGGAAAGAAACCCAUGUUCAGCACUUGCGAACUUGGCUCAGAAUCAGGCAGCACAUGGUCUACUGAGAAGUUGGGCCCACUCCUCAGCACGGGGGGGUACGAUUGGUGGCAGAUCGGCUGGGCGGAUGUCUUUGAACUCAGAUCCAAAUUAAUCGAUCGGAAUGACGGUAUCUUGAUACACGCAAAUUCAAUUGUCGUAACUGAUGCCGUUGGCCGGCCUCUAUCGUAUCCCCCGAUUCACGUGCACCACAUCCACUUGGCAAUGCAACCAGCAGUGCGCCCGAGACAAGCAGAGUACUUCUGUGGUUUAAACACUCCAAAGCCGUGCUACAACUGGAGCUGGGCGAUGGAAUGGCAUGGAGACUAUGAGUGUCGAGAUGACGAAGGGGGAGUUGGAUGCCUGUUUGAAGACUACCCAGAGGGUUAUGCUCGUCAUCUGACUGAGCCCAUUGAUUUGGAAGGUGAAAUCAACGACGUCCGUCCUCGAGGAUCUGCACCCAUGGAAUGGUACUUAAAUGUUGGCGUUCUCUGGCAGUAUAAAGACGAUAGCGAAGCGUUCAUUCAGCUGAUAUCUUCAGCCCUGUGGGCUGGGGUGCCUGGACGCCAGGACUUGUACAACCAGCAGACCUAUGUUAAUACCUUCCCUGCGCCCAUAGACUUCGAUAGUUUUGCAUGGGGCAAUAUGAAGAUGCCAUUCAACGGGGAGCUGGUUCGAAACAAAAUUCACUCCCACAUGACGUCUUUCUACAAGAUGGUGAUGGUCGUUGGAGACGUCUCUCGAAUCAUCCCUGAGAGCACGCUAAGGCCAUCCGCCUUUGUGGCAGAUAUUUCACCAAGCUGGCGGUUUUCCACGACCGCCCGUAAUGUAGCCGACUAUGGCCAUAGCAGCAGCCAGGCCAUGUUUCAGUCGUAUUACGGCACCAUUCUUGAUGAGGAAAAGCUCGAUUUGAUUUGCGUCAGUGAAUCCGACCUCGCGGAAGUAGACGGCUACAUCUACGACCGCAAACCAAUUACAAGAUGUAAGAAUUGGGUUUUUAAUCAAGGGGAUGAUGUUUUUACUCUUGGAUGGAUGGUAAAAAAAACAUUUAAGUUCUCCGUCGGUGAACCCGACAAUUUUGAUGGCACUAUUAUCUCUCGUACUGUCCCGCAGCAUCUUGCAAACUUUUUGCAAUUUGUUAGCCAUGACAGAGAUUCGCGAAUUACUCUGUGCUUCGGCAUCCCUAUUGCGGCUGUUGCCAUGCCUAUCUACAUUGUCUUGAAGAAAAAGGCGGACUAG